Molecule: messenger RNA, 519 nt
Organism: Eremothecium gossypii ATCC 10895
Lineage: Eukaryota; Fungi; Ascomycota; Saccharomycetes; Saccharomycetales; Saccharomycetaceae
Gene: ATG29
Product: Atg29p
Exons: 1
Coding region: 1-519 (172 amino acids)
Biological process (GO): autophagosome assembly
Cellular component (GO): phagophore assembly site
Source: RefSeq, marked provisional
AUGAACAGCAAGAAUACGAUAGUAUACGUCAAAGUACCUGGACGGCAACGGGAGGGCUUUGUGGAUCCACCUCCUUUUGAAUGGAACCAGCAUCAGGAUCGUAAACUAUGGGCGCAUAUCUCAACUAUAGAAGAUAAGGAUGAUAUCGAUUGGCAACUGCUGUCAAACCAGACUAAUGCACCCGAGUUCUUCAUCCGCAAGAGAGUGUAUCAGCUUUUCCGCGUGCAUUUAAAAUCAAUCGAGCAAGAAAUAUAUUCACAUACAAGUGCGGAUAGAGCCCCCAAUCGCUCUUCGCAAGCGGGAGACGAACCUGCAGCAAGUGUUGGAGUUUUGAAUGGUUAUGGACAAAAUAUAAACGAUAUCCACGAUCUAAGUAGUCUACAGACACCUCCCACUUGCCGUGGGAAGGCGAAUAAGGAUGAGGAUGGAGGAAACAGUUCUGGAAUCAGUGAACUGUCAAGUUUAAGCGUGAGCAAGUCUGCAUUGGAAGAGGCAUUAAUGGAUCGACUGCAACUCUAG